AUGGCCACGACCAGCACAACCCGGCCGCUUGGGUCGGCGUCCGACGCGACCCUCGCCGGCGGCACUCGGCCCAGCUCGAGCGAGGCGCCCCGGACCACCCUGAGCCCUCCGGACCCUGUCCACUACGAUGCCUAUCUCAGCGACACGACGACCCGCCCGGCGUCACCCGCGCCGGACGAAAAGAAGGACGUCGAAACAGCAGGGAGCGUCAAGGAGGAGGCUUCGGGUCCAGAGGACGGCGAGUAUCCCACAGGGUGGGCCUUCACGUUCAUCGUCGUCGCCCUGGUGCUCAGCAUUUUCCUCGUCUCGCUUGAUAUGACAAUCGUCGCAACCGCCAUUCCGAAAAUUACAGACGAGUUCAAGGGCCUCGAAGACGUCGCGUGGUACGGCUCGGCGUUCUUCAUGACCGUCGGCGGCUUCCAGUCGACAUGGGGCAAGGUGUUCAAGUACUUCCCCCUGAAGCUCGGCUUUUUGGCCUCCAUCUUCAUCUUCGAGCUCGGCAGUUUGAUCUGCGGCGUCGCGCCCAACUCGACGGCCCUGAUUGUGGGACGUGCCUUUGCUGGCAUUGGCGCUGCCGGCGUCGGCUCGGGCGCUUACACCAUCAUUGCGUUCACGGCCCCUCCGAAGAAGCGGCCCAUCUUCACGGGCGUCAUCGGCACCGCCUACGGCAUCGCCGCCGUGAUCGGCCCCCUGAUCGGUGGUGCCUUCGCUGACCGCGUCACCUGGCGCUGGUGCUUCUACAUCAACCUGCCCAUCGGCGGCCUCUCGGCGACCAUCAUCACCUUGUUCUUCAAGGCCCCCAAGGGCGCCAAGCCGGUCGAGGCGCCGCUGCGGGAGAAGCUGCUGCAGAUGGACCUGGUGGGCACGGCGCUCGUCAUGGCCGCCGUCAUCUCGUACAUCCUGGCGCUGCAGUACGGCGGCCAGACCAAGGCGUGGCGCGACUCGACCGUGAUCGGCCUGCUGGUCGGCUUCGUGCUCAUCUCCGCCGCCUUCGCCGCCUGGGAGUGGUUCAACGGCGAGCGGUCCAUGAUCGUGCCGCGCCUGUUCGCGCGCCGCGACGUCUGGGUGUCGUCCAUGUUCACCUUCUUCUUCGCCGGCUCCUACUUCGUCAUCAUCUACUACCUGCCCAUCUACUUCCAGAGCAUCGACAACUCCAGCCCGACCGGCUCGGGCGUGCGCAACCUGCCGCUGAUCCUGUCGGUCACGGUCGCGACCGUCGUCGCCGGCGGCGCCAUCUCGGCCACGGGCAUCGCCGCGCCCGUCGCCACCGGCGGCGCCGCCAUCGCCACCAUUGCCGCCGGUCUGCUCUACACGCUCGACAUCGGCACCUCCACCGGCAAGUGGAUUGGCUACCAGAUCCUGGGCGGCCUCGCCUGGGGCGCCGCCUUCCAGGUGCCCAUCGUCGUCGGCCAGGCCACGGCCGAGCCCAACGACAUCUCCUCCGUGACCGCCAUCAUCCUCUUCUUCCAAACCGUAGGCGGCGCCUUCCUGGUCUCGGCCGCGCAGUCCGCCUUCGUCAACACCAUGCUCAACCGCCUGGCCACCUCGGCGCCGCAGGUCAGCCCGCUCAAGCUGCUCGGCACCGGCGCGACCCAGCUCCGCGCCGUGUUCCCCCCCGAGCAGGUCCCCGGCAUCCUGGUCGCCUACAUGGCCGGCAUCAAGACGGCGCUGGCGCUGGCCAUCGCCGCCGUCGGCCUCGCCUUCGUCGUCAGCCUGUUCAACAACUGGCGCCGGCUGAACACUGAUGCGUUGAAGGGUGCCGGAGGGGCGGCGUGA
This is a messenger RNA of Thermothielavioides terrestris NRRL 8126, 1776 nucleotides long. RefSeq lists its product as uncharacterized. The coding region runs from base 1 to 1776 and encodes 591 amino acids. Gene Ontology annotation, biological process: transmembrane transport. Gene Ontology annotation, molecular function: transmembrane transporter activity. NCBI's taxonomy places the organism in Eukaryota, Fungi, Ascomycota, Sordariomycetes, Sordariales, Chaetomiaceae. The transcript has 3 exons. The record is from RefSeq and is a predicted model, not a curated record.